AUUGAAAUAGUUUCACUUGGCGGUGAAAUCUCAAAUCUGUUCAAAUAGGUUAUAACAUAUACAAGAAAUAAGAAUUUAGUUUAAAUGAGAAAUUAAUACUUAAUUAUGGAUCGAAGUUUUCAAAAUGUCUCUCUAACUAAAAGUCCAUUGAUUACGCAAAGUCCUUUCAAUAGAACAGGAAAAAGAGGAGUUGCUCCAUCACCAUUUAGAAAAUCUUCACGGUGGAGUGUAUCCGGCAAAUCAACACAGUCCGUUCAAGUUGUAUUUAAAACACACCACAACUCCGUUGAAAGAUUUGGGCAACCUUUACCAGUAUUAAUAACUGAAACUUUAACCUUUGCUGAUCGAAAAACCGUUGUGUCUGCAGGAAUCUCAGAAUACGGUUAUGCUUGGGUUGUAUGUGGCAGAAGAUUAUUGAUUUGGCAAUAUAGGCAAAACGUUCAAGCACCCUCUGGAACUCCACAAAGGAAACAUGCAGUUUCCAAUGUAUGUUUUGAAUUGCAGUUACCUCAAAGUGAUUUAUCGCAUAGAGCUGAAUUGGUUGCAGUAUUUUUAACAAGUGGAGCACAUUCACCAUCAUGUAUAGCUGUCUCACCUGAGGGUUUAAUCAGAUAUUGGCCAUCAGUUUCUCAUGAAGAUGUUUCAAUAGAGCAAACUAUUGAUUUGCAAGGACAAGAGUGCGAUAGUUUAACUGAAAUUGAAGGUUUAGGAUGCAUUUUAGCCACAACAACAUGUUCUAUUGCACUUGUUCAACCACAAUUCAUCAAUGGAAGACAUACCCUCAACUGUCACACUCUUAAAGCCCCAACAGGAUGGUUGGGUGGUAUAAGCAAAAAAAUGUCUUCAUUCAUAUUCGGGCCUAUAUCUUCAGAACAAUCUGCAGAAACUAGAUUGGUAAGAGUACAUAGUAUUUCAGAUCAGAAUGAAGGUUGGACUGUUUUUAUACUAGCUGGUCACUCUUUACAAAAAUGGAAAAUUUCAUCAAAUCAACCAGAACAGCUUAUUUAUAUGGUAGAGUUAAACAGAUUAGUGAGAGAUCAUUUUCGGAGUGCUAUGGGUGAAAACUGUGUGGGAGAAUUAGAUACAUGGAUUCUUGAUUUACAACAUGACAAAGAGAAUUUAAUCCUUUUAACUGCAGCAGUAAAUAUGCCAUAUUCCCCACAAAUUCAUUAUGCUUUGAUAAGCAUUCCAAUUAACAAUUGUCAGCCUAGUAUAAUUGCAAAAGAAUUCAAAAUUUUGAAAAUAAUGGAAAUGUAUAGGGAGGACAAUCCAGGGGAAUCAUUAUCAUACAAAUUUUUGUGGUGUAACAAUUGUACGUAUUUAUUCAAUCAGAAAAAAAUAAUUGUUUUGAAAUCCCCUGAAGAACAAGAUGUUUUGGAGUUUACUACUCCUCAAGAUUUUAUAUUAGGAGGAUCAGUUUGCGUAAAUACUCCGAUAUUUUUCUUGAAGAAUAAUGGCUUAGUAUCAGUUAUUGGAAGUGAUCUAAGUUCGGAUCUGAAUUUGAGUAUGGCCAAUGCAUCAUUGGAACAAUACGUCAAUGAAACCAAUGGAGCCAAUAAUUUAUCUGUUUAUCAUCUGGACCCUAUGGAAAUAUAUAACGCUUACACUGAUACAUUAGGACAAAUUAAAGCAGCUUUCAUUUUUCAUAUCAAGAACCAGAUGAGUGCUUGCCAGGAUAUAGUAAAUGAACUAUUUCCAGUCGAAGCAGAAACAAGCCCAUCAGUUGAUUCUGUUCUAGAUAAUGUUGUAGUUUCUUUAUGCAGAGAUAUAAUAAAUGAUAAGCCUGCUUGUGAUCCAAGAUGGAAUGAGGAGGUAAAUCCAGGUAUUGGCAGUUCUUAUUCCAUGCAAAUUCUUACACAACUACAAGAUAAACAUAAAGCUCUCAAUUUGUUUUGUAAAUUCCUCAGAGAGACCAAUUUAUGGAAUCGACUUGGAGCGCAUACCCACAGAGAUGGAUAUCUUGCUACUGUCUACAUAUUGUCUGAAUUUUCUGAGAAAGUUGUUGCUGCAAUUCAAUUGAAAUCUUUUCCAAGUGAACAGAUUCUAGAUAAGGCAAUUGAUAGAGCAGUGGAGGGAAUCGAGAUAGAUUCUGAAUUUGGCUUGACAAAUCAAGAUGUGUUCUACAGCACAGUUGAUCGCAUUUAUAAAUGUUUUCAAGAAUUGGUGAAUGGUUGUAGUGAAAUUGUGCACUCUGACAUGAACCCUAGUGAGAUAUCUUCGACAAUUUCUAAAACCAACAACAUAAUUCUAAAUGUUCUCAAAGAAGUUUUGCAGUAUAGGAGGAAUAAUGCAGAUAUUUUCACUCCACAAGAAAUAGCUUUAUCUUUAGCUCCGGAUUAUUUGUUAUGGAUCAGUGCAAAUGGUACAGAAGGACUAAUGGAUAGCCUAUGGGAGCAACACAAUCUCACUUGCAAGUAUGCCAUGAAGUAUACGAGUAAUAAACAGUUACGGCAUGAUUUAAGUCAUCAACUAGUGUCUCUAAUAGACAUUAUUUUGGAUGGGAGAAAAAAUCACAUUCAAAGUAUUAAAGAUACCCAUCGUAAAGAACUCAGUUAUAAACAAUAUUGUAUUGACAGAUAUAAAUUAAUAUUUCCACUAAUUGAUGAAAAGGAAUGGGAGAGUGCUACACAGUUGGCAGAGAAAUUUCUUGAUUUUGAUUGUCUUAUUUGUAUUUGUGAGGCAACUGAUAAUCAACAACGUUUAGAUGAAUAUAUGAAUAGAUUCCAAAGUGAGGGAUUCACUGAACAUGUAUAUAAUUGGUAUUUAAAAGAAAAUAAGCAAGCUAAAUUAAUUGAAAGAUGUAGAAAGUUGAAUUCAAGAAAUGCUCAAAAAUUGACAGGAUUUCUAGGUCAACAUCCUUCUUUACUAUGGAUGCAACAAAUAUUUGAUCUACAAUUUGCACAAGCCUCCCUCACACUAUCUAACUUGUCUGAUAAUGAAACUGAUUCAAUUACUAAACAAAAGACAAUGUACAGUUUAGCGAAGUUGGCUAAAUUGGCUGCACCUAAUGCAAGAGAUACAGACACUUUCUUGGAAAAAGUAAAUGAUAAGCUAGAACUAAUAUCCUACCAAGAAGAUAUUCCAGAUUACGUUCUUCAGCAUUUUGGUUAUAAUACAGAGGAUCCGCAAGUACUAACUCCAAAAGAAAUUAUCAAUCUUUAUAUUUGUAACGAAUAUACUGAUUCAAGUGAGUUGGAAUUCAAAAAAGCUCUUGAUGUCCUGAAAUUUAUAGAUUCUCCAGAUAUAAAGGAAGAAAUGUACUUGAGAAUAUGGCGUCAAGCUCUAUUACGAGAUACUUGGCAUUAUAGUAAUUUGGAUUCACCACUAGAAAUUUUACAGAACACCUUAAUUUUCAAAAUAGUAGAUGUUGCAAUUUCUAUGGGCACAGAUGCAGAUUUAUUGAUGCCUAAUAUUGAAAUAUUGUUGGAUGAUAAUUCAUUAGACGAUUUAAGGGAAAAUAAAGCAUGUAUUUAUUUGUUGAAAACAGGUUACGAACACAUUCAAAGAAUAUUAUCUAGCUAGAUAUUUUUCAAAAACAACUUUUUCUAUUAAAUGUAUGCAAUAAAUUAUUUUGUAAUAAAA
This is a messenger RNA of Harmonia axyridis, 3582 nucleotides long. It is a transcript of the gene Nup133, whose product is annotated as nuclear pore complex protein Nup133. Gene Ontology annotation, cellular component: nuclear pore outer ring. Lineage: Eukaryota; Metazoa; Arthropoda; Insecta; Coleoptera; Coccinellidae. The record is from RefSeq and is a predicted model, not a curated record. Gene Ontology annotation, biological process: poly(A)+ mRNA export from nucleus; protein import into nucleus; transcription-dependent tethering of RNA polymerase II gene DNA at nuclear periphery. Gene Ontology annotation, molecular function: protein binding; structural constituent of nuclear pore. The coding region runs from base 106 to 3522 and encodes 1138 amino acids. The transcript has a single exon.